CCGGGCGUUUCACUGCAAGCUGCACAUCAGUAUAGCAUACCUGUAUCGUCUGUACGGGUUUAUAUCAUUCGAUUUUCGGGAUUUUCGUUUUGCCUUGAACCAGAUCUUGAAAAGACCACAUCAUGCCAUUGGUCGUUAUUAGCACAAACAUCAAGAGAUCUUCUAUACCAGAAGGUUUUCUGAAAGGAUUUUCCAAGGUUUACUCCGAGGCUGUAAACAGAGAAGAAAAGAUGAUCAACUGUAGCCUGUAUGCUGACGUUGAGAUGAUACGGAACGGAACCGAUGAGCCAGCUUGCGUCAUCACAAUACGUCACACAAUACCGCAAGACACCGACGGACGACGAGAAACGACCAGAAGGCUGCUAGAGUAUGCGCAGACUCAGUUGAAGCUCACUGAUGAAAAUAUGAAAAGAUUCAGCGUUGUCUUCCUUACACCGAACGAGACGAAAUAGGAACAAGUUCAGGAAUGUUAUGCGACAGAGAUUGAAGACAGAUCAUCGCAGAUGAAC
This is a messenger RNA of Lytechinus variegatus (green sea urchin), 509 nucleotides long. Its product is annotated as macrophage migration inhibitory factor-like. NCBI's taxonomy places the organism in Eukaryota, Metazoa, Echinodermata, Echinoidea, Temnopleuroida, Toxopneustidae. Bases 123 to 452 code for a protein of 109 amino acids. Gene Ontology annotation, molecular function: phenylpyruvate tautomerase activity; cytokine activity. The transcript has 3 exons. The record is from RefSeq and is a predicted model, not a curated record.